CGUUUACUAGUUUCCAUCCGACGAGCGAGCGACGGACACAACGCGGGUGUGCGUAUGACUAACUCGAGGACGGAGGAGGAGCAAAGAAGACAAGAUUGUAAAAAAAAAAAAAAAAAAAAAAAAAAAAGUACGGAGGAUACGCAAAGCAGUUGGUGUGUAUGGGUGUGUAUAGAAUAAGGGGAGCAGCGUGUGCCCGUUGCUUCGUGAAUCCGUGAGUGCGUUUAUAUGAAUAUACUUACUCUCGCGGAGGAGGAAGAAGAAGAAGAAGUGCUGACAAAGACGAAAAGCAUAUACAUAUAUACAUAUAUAAAUGUAUAGAGAGGAGGAGGAGAACAUAUAUUAUAAGCAAUAGAGGAUAGUGUAUAAUAAGGGGUGGGUGCGCGCGCGCAGCCUCCCCCGAUCAUCAGCUGCCCUCUAUUCUUCAUCCCCUUGUCUCUCUCUCUCGUGUAUUAUUCGUCGAGCGGCCCAGCCACAGCCGUUGUUCCAGCCGGGACGACAGCAGCUGCAAGGAUGGAGAGGCAUCGGGUGUGACUGUGCGCGGAUACGUAGGGACACACAUGUACGCGUCUAUCCAUGAAUGAUGUAUAUAUAUAUACAUAUACGAACGGACCAAGUAUAAAAGUAGGGGCGCACGCUUGCGCAGCCGUUCAACGGGAGGGUGGCGUCGGCUAGCUGUACGGAGCGGGCUCGAGCGUCAAACGCGCACACCAGGAGGAGGGUGCAGGCCACGGGCAGCAGUAGUAUUAGUCGAGUCGAGCCCCUGUCCCCGCGGGAGCGAUUCAUUGCGAGAGGGGAGGGCCCACGGCCAUGCCAGCCUUGCUGGUUGUUGUUGGAUCAUCGGGAGCUACGAGCUCGGCGGCUGGAUCACCGGGACCGGCCAGGAGCACCGGAGUCCCGAGCUAUGCCCCCGUUGUCCCCUCGACCCGUCAACGAGGAGGAUGAGGCUACCCGCGACCCCCCUUUUGCCAAUUGCCGUCGCACCCGGGCUUCUUACGGUCACGCCGACCAACCCUCGACCGACACGGAAAGGAAGCACCACCAAUGGAAGUGUAACCGCUCGCCGACACGAGGAAGCAUCUUAAGUGGUGGUUGUGGUGGUGGUGGUAGUGAUAGGCGAGCGCUUGGCUCACCACCAGCUGUUUUUGUUUUUGUCGUUGCCGAGUGGGUGCCAGAGGUCCUGCUCCUCGCGAUGUCGUUGCCCGUGUUGCCCUCGUCCGGCCGCCACUCGGGAAUCACGUAGUGCCACCCUUGCCGGCCACGCUACCAACAACAACAACAACAACAACAGCUCCUUCCGUUCGUACCCUGUUCCUUUGCUCAUAAAACGUAGCCCCUUCCUCUUUCAUUUCCUCGUUGGUAUACGUAAAUACACAGCACGCGUAUACUGGUGACAACGGCACCGCUACGGAGGACCGAAUAAUCCAAAGGGGACGGCGAUGAGCGAUGAGGAUCGCGGGUCAGUUGCCAUCAGCCUCGGCAGUAGUGGCGCCGGCCCGUUACGGGCUCUCUUGUUCGUUAUCUUGCUACUGGAGCCCCCGUUGAGGCUACCCGCGGCCUCAAAGUGAGGAUCUGGCGCAGGUGUCACAACCCCAGCCGGAGCACAAGUAGCAGCAGCAGCAGCAGCAGCAGCAGCAGCAGCAGUAACAGUAGCAGCGGUGCGGUAGCGACCGGGGGAGGUACGGGCGGCGCUGGAGCAGGAGCAACAACAGCAGCAGCAGCAGCAGUUGCCACCGCCGCUGCUGCUGCACCGCCAUCAUCGACAUCGCCGUCGUCGUCGUCGUCGUCGUCGUCGAUGAUGUCGUCUUCGUCAACCUGCGCUGGCUCCGCUGGUCCUCCUCCUUCUUCUUCGGUUGUUGUUGUUGUUCCUAGUGCUGGUAGUGGAAAUAUUGGUGCUGGUGGUAGUGCUCAAGAGGGAGCCUCGACGACGACGACGACGACGACGACGACGACAAGCGCCACGGCUGCGGUGGCUGGCCUUGUGGGUCCCGGCUACGGUCACACCCUCGCCAGAAAGACCUUCCACAAGCCGACCUACUGCCACAGCUGCACCGACAUGCUCUGGGGCAUACUGCAACAGGGCUACAUAUGCGAGGUUUGCAACUUUGUGGUGCACGAGCGCUGCGUGAAAAGCCUCGCCUCGCCCUGCUCCAGCAUAGCGGCGAACCUCAUUAAGAACCCAGUGGCGCACUGUUGGUCCGAGCCGGUGCAUCACAGAAAGAAAUUCUGCAAUGUCUGUCGGAAGAAACUCGACGAUGGCCUCUCCGUACAUUGUGAAAUAUGCGAGUACUUUGUCCACAUGGAGUGCCAGGACUUUGCGGUGGCGGACUGCAAGGAGAACGCGACGUACCUGCCGGGAAAGGAGCUCGCGUCGGUGAGGCACACGCACCACUGGCGCGAGGGUAAUCUGCCCACCACCUCGAAAUGCGUCGUUUGCAAGAAAAACUGCUUUUCCGCCGAGUGCCUCGCCGGGUACCGCUGCGAGUGGUGCGGCAUGACGGCACACGCUCCCUGCAGCAGGGAGAUACCGGCAGAGUGCACCUUCGGGAUGCUCGAGCCGAUCUACCUGCCGCCCCACGCGGUCAGUAUUCCGCGCACCGAAGUGCCCAUGGAGGCCAUCAUCGGGGUACAAGUGCGCCGAAAAGAAGUCACAGCGCAAAACAGUGAAACGGCGAACGGCACCGAGCAGUUAGAUUUUGCCGAGGGCGAGGGCCAGGCCGAGCUGCACGACGGUACUCGAACGGUACGCAGACUGGCCGCGGCCCUGAGGUGGCUCUCUCUAGUUUUUCCAAGUAGCUGCCAUGGAAAUUGCCACGCUUCCCCUCCCUACGUUCAAGCGCGGAGCAUCUCCGAGGAGUUUAGCAGCGGAGACACGCGCGUCCCCCGGGACUGCGACGAGACAGUUGGCCUGUCGGCGGGCGGCUCAUCCCACCACGGACGGGAGGCACGCUCCGGCAAGGAGGACAAGGAACGCGGCGACGAAGAAACGAUAAAGGUGUACGACGGCAACAAUUCGGUGCGGCAUCGGUUGUUCCGAGUUAUCAGCGUACCCAGACAGGCGACGACCGCGCAAAUCCUGACGCUGGCUCUUCAAGCAUUCCACAUAACCAGAGACUCGAGCAAUUUCUACCUGACGGACCUGUACACGGGCGAGGAGACGCCGCUAACCGAUCCCGCGCCCAUCCUCGGCUUGACUCGCAAGGAGGGCAAACGCCCCGCUGUGUUUCUUCGGUUCAAGGACGUGGAGUACAGCGAGGUACGCGUGUACCCGGGGAAGCUGCAGGUGUCGGAUGCCUACUGCACGGUGCCCGUGACGGAACCGACCACGGUCGCCGACAUCAUCAAGGAGGCGAUCCAUCACUUUAGACUCGAGAACGACAACAGCGAGGACUACCGCUGCAGCGAGAUCCUCUUGGAUCGCGGAGUGACGGAACGAGUGUUGGAGCUGGAGGACAAGCCCCUCGAGAUAGUGAAGCACCUGGGGAGGGACUCGAUCAGGCAGAUGGAGCUGAUGCGUUUCUACCUGCAGCUAAAGCAGGACCCGCACGGGCCGAACCUGGCCCUGUUCGUGGGCAACCUGCCGCCAAAUCUCUCGGAGCGCAUGUACGAGAACAUGCUCAUGGACUUUCUCGGCAAGGAGAACAAGUUCUCCUCGAUCGGGCCGAUAUACUACGAGUACGGCUCGAUGGUCAUUACUUACGAGGACUCGGACACCGCGGUACGGGCCCUGUACACCCUCAGGGAGUCCAAGUACGAGGAAAAGUACCUGCUGGUCAUGUUGUUGCCGAGCAUCGAGCCGAGCAUGGUGCCGGCCAACGUACAGCCCCUACUUGUUUUCGUGAACGUCAAGUCCGGUGGCUGCCAGGGCCUCGACCUCAUAUCCAACUUUCGCAAGCUCCUCAACCCCUACCAGGUCUUUGAUCUCGACAACGGGGGUCCCCUCCCCGGAUUGUACGUGUUCCGGCACAUUGAGAACUACAAGAUCCUGGUGUGCGGGGGCGACGGCACGGUCGGUUGGGUGUUGCAGUGUUUGGACAACGUAGGCCAGGACAGCGAGUGCUCCUCGCCGGCGUGCGCCAUAGUGCCCCUGGGCACCGGCAACGACCUUGCCCGGGUGCUAAGGUGGGGUUCCGGCUACACCGGGGGCGAGGACCCCCUCAACUUGCUUCGCGACGUCAUUGACGCCGAAAAGAUACGGCUCGAUCGUUGGACCGUGGUCUUUCAUCCCGAGGAGAAGGAGAAGGACAAAGAGGAGAACCCCGUGCCGCGACCCAUUCCCAACAACGCGGUUACCGGGAUGACGAGCGAGGACAACACGCAGAUAUUCGUGAUGAACAAUUACUUCGGCAUCGGUCUGGACGCUGCCCUCUGCUUGGACUUUCACAACGCCCGCGAGGAGAAUCCCAACAAAUUCAACAGCCGGCUGCACAACAAGAGCGUCUACGUCAAAAUGGGCCUGAAAAAGAUGGUCGGGCGCAAGCCCUGCAAGGAUCUCCAUCGAGAAAUCAGGCUCGAGGUCGACGGCAAGGUCGUUGAUUUGCCCCAAGUCGAGGGCAUCAUUAUUCUCAAUAUUUUGAGCUGGGGUUCCGGCGCGAAUCCAUGGGGUCCCGACAAAGAAGACCAGUUCAACAAACCAAACCACUGGGACGGAAUCCUCGAAGUCGUGGGUGUCACUGGUGUCAUGCAUCUCGGCCAAAUACAGUCUGGUCUUCGCAACGGCAUGCGGAUAGCACAGGGCGGACACAUAAAAAUCCACUUGCACUCGGACAUCCCAGUACAAGUUGAUGGAGAGCCGUGGCUCCAAAGUCCUGGUGACGUCGUUGUGCUUAGAUCCGCACUAAAGGCAACCAUGUUGAAGAAAAAUAAGGUCAAGCGGCGAAAUACCGAGCCGGCAAUCUUACCUGCUAACGGGGAGGGGGUCAAGAGCACAAACGAGUAAAAACACAAAAAAAAAAACCAACAACAACCACUCCCUUCUCGGCCUCCUUCUUCCUCGUUUUGCUAAACUAUAGCAAUUUAGUGAUGUUAGCGGCUUUAUCGAUCGAUCUUGUGGGUUAAACAAACAAUAAUGAUACAAACAAACACACUCGCGCACACUCAUCACAUCUCACGUACACGGAGCACGAUUAUAAAUUGUAUUAUGAUAAUGUCGCAGUGACGCGGCUAACGCGUCGAAGAGAGUAAAGUUCGCUUGCAUAAGUAAGUUCAAGAAGGUGUGUACAAAGGGUAUAGAGAUAAAAAUGUACAGAAAUACUUAUACGCAGCGUGUAAACAAUGCCAAGGACGAUUAUACUCCAAACGAAAUAUUUUUGUUGAUCAAUUUACUUUACCCAGAGUACAAAAUAAUUAUGCAGGUAUAUACGUAUACAUUUAUGAUAAUGAUAAAGACGAGCUCUCUGUCGUGCAUGCGUAAGAUUUAUUGCGGCAUUGUUUGUUUUUUCCCACAAAGUGCUGUGAAUAAUCUAAAGAAAUAUAUUUACGUAAACUUUAAUCUCCAAAUAUUUCGUGUCUCGGUUUUUUUUUUUUUUUUUUUUUUUUUCCUCGUGUGUGUACGUAUGUGCUUUAUCGCAAAAAUUUUCUCUCGAUUCUCAACAAUCAGUUGCAUCACGUCGGAAAUAACUUGGGCCAAUAACACAUGACUGAAUGUACCAGCUACUGAUGUAUAUAUAACAAAUACCAUUACCAUUGUCAUUUUUCUUUGUAAUUUCGGGCAGAUGGAAAAUAAUCGAUUGCAACCGUCAUUUGUACAGCGAUAAAUAAUGAUAAAAGAUUUCCUUCUAGUUUAGAGCCCAGUAAGUAGACCAUAUUCUUAUGAGUCGUGCAUUAGGUAUGCAUACACGCAUUAGAGUAAUUUUACAAAUUAUAGAUAUAUACUUACCUUAUUUUUUUGACAAUCAAAAAACAUUAUUUUUGCUGAGACAUUUUUACGAAAUGUGUAAUUAAAACGGACGUCGUUGAUUAGCAUCAUUCCUGCGGAGUGUCUCAUAAUAGAGAAGUCGACUAUGUUCAUUAAAAUGCGGGAAUGUAUGGUGUGUUCUUAAAGUGUUAUAUUUUUCUAUGGAAAUUCUCGUCAAUAAACUAAAUAAUUAUGAAUAUUUUGAUUGGAAUCUCGAAAAAAAAAAAAAAAAAAAAAAAUGGUAAAUAAAUCGUUUGCUUUUUACGUAGUAGUCCAAAUGCAGUAGAUCACACAAAUUGAUGGAUAACUUAAAGCAAAAUAAGUACGUAUGGAGACGCAAUACUUUAAACGUCGCUUGUCACGUGAAUCCCUCGACAGAACGAAAAAGAAAGUAGCUUCGCAUACUUAGUUUGAUUAAAUAGGCAAGCCAUUGAUGGCUUCACAACGUAGAGUCGCUGCAUCUUCGCUAUAAAUUUUUUUUUUUUUUUUUUUCUUCCACGCAGAACUGAGACGAAAAAAUAAGCGCCACGUACUGUGCAUUUCACACUUCUGUCAUCCGUACACGCGUUACACGCAUAUUAGGCGUUUCUACUCGCUUCUUCAAUCUUUUUUUUUUUUUUCUCACCGUAUAAUUACCACGCUCUUCGACUUUUUUUCAACUAAUUCGCCCACUCUGAUCAUCAGUUUGGAGUCUCCCUUCACGAGCACACGUCAUGGCAAGUACGAACGCACGACACGAAAGAUAAGCCCCGAAACUCCUCACCCACGAUCCUCACCCCGCCGAUUUGAUGCUUCUCUCCUUACAACACGUAUUUCUAGAUUUCUGCUGCUUUUGCUUCGUAUGUAUAUAUGUAUAUCUACGUAGGAGAAGACCUGAUUUGCGCCUCAGUAGAUGACCAUCGAUUCUGUGUUAUGUGUAUUUUUACAAACUUGCACCAUUUUUUACACUUGUAAGUAUAUAAUAUACACACAUAAGAACUUGUUGUCAUCCAGCUAUAUGAGUAGGUACUUUUUUAUAAUGCAACCUUAUACACCUUUUUAUCUGUAUCAAGUUAACAAUGUGUACAUUUGUAUUCAUAUUUUUUUUUGUGUACACACGAAAUUUUGCGCUUUUUUUUUAUUUGCUACAGCCAAAGUUUGAGAAUAAUUAUUGUACUUUAGAUUUCUUACGAGCUAUCCUGGUAGGUAACUCUCAAGUAUUUUAUCAAUUGCGCAUUCACACGCAAAAGUAUAAACAUACGCACUGCGUCUUUAUGGAUAGUUGCCGCAUGUCCUUGAGCGCGUCAGCCUCUUCCGAAACUCCAGCGCAAAUCUUGUACAAAUCUACUGGUACAAGGCUGUAAGAUGGAUU
Copidosoma floridanum is the source of this 7244-nucleotide messenger RNA. RefSeq names its product diacylglycerol kinase theta. Lineage: Eukaryota; Metazoa; Arthropoda; Insecta; Hymenoptera; Encyrtidae. The record is from RefSeq and is a predicted model, not a curated record. Gene Ontology annotation, cellular component: membrane. Gene Ontology annotation, biological process: phospholipase C-activating G protein-coupled receptor signaling pathway. Gene Ontology annotation, molecular function: ATP-dependent diacylglycerol kinase activity; RNA binding.